AGGAGAUCUGUGUGGGCUUCCUGUUCUUGUGAAACUAUUCAUCUGCUGGGGAGACACCUAUGGGACAUUCAUCACUCUGAAAGGGGGCUUCUCUCGGUGCAUGCUGUGUGCAUCAUUCUCCAGCUCAGGGUUUGACUAAGAAGAAGACUCCAUCCCCCCAGCCAGAGGAUGCAGCUAGGAGAGCAGAUACUGACUAGCUCUGCUCCCAACCUGCCCCACACUUUCUACCCUCUGCCUGGAGACCCCAGCACUGCAGCUCAGAGCCCAGGCUUGGAGUUCGGCGUGGGGCAACACAAGGGGCAACAACAGCAGCAGCAGCACAAGAAAUACACCAGAGGGCUCCACUUGGACAGCCCCAGAGACCCUGGAAGCACUGGUACAGCUGCCCCCUCUAUGCUGGGAGAGGUUGGAGAAGGCUUCACAGCCACCAAGACUCUGCAGGAAAGUGGGCGUAAAGGAACCCCAACAGGGGAGGAGGACAUGAACUCAGUGGCCCCAACCUCAGCCCCCCGUUACCUGGACAGCAGCCUGCAGGCAGCCUCUGAGAGAUACUACCUGCAAGGCCAGGGUCAGCAGCCCCAACAGGCAGGGGCAGAGCUGGGCUCCCCCUGCUCCAUCUUCCCCUAUGCACCCCCCCAGCACAGCGCCGUGUACCAAGCAGGGGGUGCAGCCAGGUACCCCCCUUAUGGCAGCAUGCUGCCCCCUGCCGGCUUCUCUCCUCCUGUGUGCCCCUCUCGCCCUCAGUACCCCACGGGGUACCAGUAUGGGCAGGCACCGGCCACCAUGUACAGCCCUUACCCAGCAGCGGGCUCUAACAGCGGGCUGAAUGCUCUCGGACUGCCGGCCAGUGGAGCUGGGGUCAGGGCGCAAGUCUUCCUCUGCAACCGUCCUCUGUGGCUCAAGUUUCACCGUCACCAGACUGAGAUGAUCAUCACCAAGCAGGGCAGGAGGAUGUUUCCUUUUCUCAGUUUUAACAUCACAGGGUUAAAUCCCACUGCCCAUUACAAUGUAUUUGUAGAGGUGGUUCUGGCUGACCCAAAUCAUUGGCGCUUCCAAGGGGGCAAGUGGGUGACAUGUGGCAAAGCGGACAACAACAUGCAAGGUAAUAAAGUGUAUGUGCACCCCGAAUCUCCCAAUACUGGGGCACACUGGAUGAGACAGGAGAUUUCUUUCGGGAAACUGAAACUUACUAAUAACAAGGGGGCAAAUAACAACAACACCCAGAUGAUUGUGCUGCAGUCCUUACACAAGUAUCAGCCUCGCCUGCACAUUGUUGAAGUGAGUGAGGAAGGGGUCGAAGAUCUAAAUGAUUCUGCCAAAACACAGACCUUUACCUUCCCAGAAAACCAGUUUAUUGCUGUCACUGCCUACCAGAACACUGAUAUAACUCAACUCAAGAUUGACCACAAUCCCUUUGCAAAAGGCUUCAGAGAUAACUAUGAUUCCAUGUACACGGCCUCAGAGAAUGACAGAUUAACACCAUCUCCUGCGGAUUCUCCUAGAUCCCAUCAGAUAGUGCCUGGGGCCCGCUACAGUGUCCAGCCUUUCUUCCAAGAACAAUUUGUCAACAACCUACCCCCUGCUGCCAGGUACUACAGUGGGGAGAGGACUGUACCCCAAACCAGUGGGCUCCUGUCCCCCCAGGGCGCAGAAGAAGUUGCCACUGCUCCACCACAGAGAUGGUUUGUGACCCCAGUCCAACAGGCCAAUGCCAACAAACUGGACAUGGGGCCAUAUGAGACAGAUUACUCCUCCAGCUCUCUUCUCACCUAUGGCAUCAAGUCUCUGCCUCUCCAAACCUCUCACCCCAUGGCCUAUUACCCCGAUGCAGCAUUUGCCUCCAUGACUGGGUGGGGGAGCAGGGGUUCUCCAUACCAGAGGAAAAUGACCACAGGUUUACCUUGGUCUUCAAGGUCAAGCCCACCUACUUUCUCUGAAGAUCUUCUAGCCAAGGAUAAGGUCAAAGAAGAAAUGAGCUCCUCGUGGGUUGAAACUCCACCUUCCAUAAAAUCAUUGGACUCCAAUGAUUCUGGGGUCUACACAGGGGCAUGUAAGAGAAGAAGGCUUUCUCCCAGCACAUCUAGUAAUGAAAAUUCACCCCCUAUAAAAUGUGAAGAUAUUGCACCAGAGGACUAUAAAGAUGCAUCUAAGGGACUGGGCUAUUAUGCCUUCUACUCUAGCUCUUAA
This is a messenger RNA of Pelobates fuscus (common spadefoot toad), 2187 nucleotides long. It is a transcript of the gene EOMES, whose product is annotated as eomesodermin. Gene Ontology annotation, biological process: mesoderm formation; regulation of transcription by RNA polymerase II; positive regulation of DNA-templated transcription. The record is from RefSeq and is a predicted model, not a curated record. NCBI's taxonomy places the organism in Eukaryota, Metazoa, Chordata, Amphibia, Anura, Pelobatidae. The transcript has 6 exons. Gene Ontology annotation, cellular component: nucleus. The coding region runs from base 169 to 2187 and encodes 672 amino acids. Gene Ontology annotation, molecular function: DNA-binding transcription factor activity, RNA polymerase II-specific; RNA polymerase II cis-regulatory region sequence-specific DNA binding.